CAUUUAUGGUUGAAUAAAAGUGUAGAAAUCAAUGCAUGUUUAGAGGUGAAUUGGAGGUGGCCGAUUAAUGGAUCCUUCAUGUUCUUGUUUACAAAAAAGUUGAAAAUGACGAAAGAAUAUUAAAAUGAAUCAUGUUAUGCUUUUACACAGUAACAGUAACGGACACAAAUCGCUGACACAGCGAGGACCUCCUUCUCCUCUCACGUGCCUCACGUGCCCUCGCCGCAAUCAAAAUUCCGUGUUUCUCUAUUAACACCAUAUAGAUCGGUGCUGAAGAAAGAAAGAAAAGGUGAAUUGAGUUCACGGCAAAACCCGACCCGAAUAGAAGGAUCCGAAAUGGAGUCAAUACUGGGUCGGGCUCUGGAGUACACUCUCAAGUACUGGCUCAAGUCCUUCUCCCGCGAACAGUUCAAGCUCCAAGGCCGCACCGUUCACCUCUCCAAUUUAGAUAUCGAUGGAGACGCCUUGCAUUCCAGCGUCGGAUUGCCGCCGGCGCUCAACGUCGCCACCGCCAAAGUCGGCAAGCUAGAGAUUACACUUCCGUCGGUGAGCAAUGUGCAAACGGAGCCAAUCGUGGUGCAUAUUGAUAGACUCGAUCUGGUUCUCGAGGAGAAUUCUGAUUCUGAUGAAUCUCUUAGUUCGAACUGCUCCACGCCGUCGGCUGCCUCCGCCAAGGGAAGUGGUUAUGGUUUCGCUGAUAAGAUUGCAGAUGGCAUGACUAUACAAAUUCAAACAGUUAAUCUUUUACUUGAAACUCGUGGUGGUUCUCGUCGCCAAGCGGGAGCAACAUGGGCUCCACCUAUGGCAUCUAUCACCAUACGCAACCUUUUGUUGUAUACUACCAAUGAAAACUGGCAGGUUGUAAAUCUUAAGGAAGCACGGGAAUUCUCCAGUCACAAGAAGUAUAUAUAUGUCUUCAAAAAACUGGAAUGGCAAUCUUUGUCUAUUGAUCUCUUACCUCAUCCCGACAUGUUCACAGAGGCUGCAUUUGGCCACUCUCAAGGGGAAUCAAACUUUAGGGAUGAUGAUGGCGCAAAGCGUGUAUUCUUUGGAGGAGAGCGUUUUAUAGAAGGAGUAUCAGGAGAAGCAUAUAUCACAAUUCAGAGAACUGAGUUGAAUAGUCCACUUGGGCUUGAGGUUCAAUUGCACAUCAAUGAAGCUGUUUGCCCUGCAGUAAGCGAACCAGGAUUACGUGCACUUCUCCGCUUUAUGACAGGAGUAUAUGUUUGUCUAAACAGGGGUGAUCUUGAUUCCAAGAUUCAUCAGCGAUCCACUGAAGCAGCUGGGCGUUCUCUUGUCUCAAUUGUCGUAGAUCAUAUAUUUCUUUGUAUUAAAGAUACUGAAUUCCAGCUUGAGCUUUUGAUGCAGUCCCUCUGCUUUUCUCGGGCCAGUCUCUCUGAAGGAGAUAAUGAUAAUAACUUGACCAGAAUUACAAUUGGUGGCUUAUUUUUAAGGGACACCUUCUGUAGCCCUCCAUGUAUCUUAGUGCAACCAUCAAUGCAAGUUGUCACAAGAGAUGCUUUCCAUGUGCCAGAAUUUGCCAGAAGCUUUUGCCCUCCAAUAUAUCCUUUGCAAGAACAGGAGUGGCAAUUGAUCGAGGGAACCCCUCUAAUAUGCCUCCAUGCUCUUAAGAUCAUGCCUUCUCCACUUCCACCAUCCUUUGCUUCUGAAACUGUUAUUGACUGUCAGCCUCUUGUGAUUCAUCUCCAGGAAGAAUCAUGCCUGAGGAUAUCCUCUUUAUUAGCUGAUGGAAUUGUUGUCAAUCCUGGUGACAUUUUACCAGAUUUCUCAGUGAAAUCUUUUAUUUUCAAUCUAAAAGGACUGGAUCUUACAGUUCCUUUUGACAAGACCAAAUUGGAUAUUUCCAAAAGUGACAUGGACAAUACAGUCCAGACCUCCUUUGCUGGAGCAAGGCUUCAUAUUGAAAGCCUUUGUUUUUUAAAUUCACCCUCACUGAAACUAAGAAUUCUGAACCUGGAGAAGGAUCCUGCUUGCUUCAGUCUUUGGGAAGGUCAACCAAUUGAUGCUAGCCAGGAGAAAUGGACUGCUAGAGCAUCCCAGCUUACUUUAUCUCUGGAAGCAUGUACUGACAGAACUGGAUGUCAAAAUUCCCUUAAACAGACAUCAGGAUUGUGGAGAUGUGUUGAUCUGAAAGAUGCUUGCAUUGAAGUAGCUAUGGCAACUGCUGAUGGCAGUCCAUUGUUACAAGUUCCCCCUCCGGGGGGUAUUGUUAGGGUUGGAGUUGCUUGCGAACAGUAUCUGUCCAACACUUCUGUUGAACAAUUGUUUUUCGUCCUGGAUCUAUAUGGUUAUUUUGGGAGAGUUAGUGAAAAGAUAGCAAAGGCCGUAAAAAGGAAACAAUUGGAGGACAUUAGGGACAAAUCUUUUAGUGGAAAGCUGAUGGACAAGGUUCCUAGUGAUGCUGCUGUGAGUUUAUCAGUGAAAAACCUCCAACUUCGAUUUCUGGAGUCAUCUUCUGUGAAUAUUGAGGGGAUGCCUUUAGUGCAAUUUGUUGGAGAUGAUCUGUUUACUAGUGCCACUCACAGAACCCUUGGUGGGGCUAUUAUUGUUUCAUCUUUUUUACGUUGGGGGAGUGUUGUGAUAGGUUGUGUAGAUGAUGAGGGGCACUUGCCGUGUGAAAAUGGCUCAUUCUUGAGUUCUAAGGAAAAUGCUCUCUCAUUGAGUGAUAAUGGAUAUCCUCAACUAAGAACUGUUUUCUGGGUGCAUAAGAACGAGAAACAUCUAUUGAAUGGAAAUGCUUAUUCAGUCCCUUUUCUGGACAUAAGCAUGGAGCAUGUCAUACCAUUAUAUGAACAAGACUUGGAGUCUCAUAGUUUGAAUGUCUCAGCUUCUGUAUCUGGUGUUCGUCUUGCUGGAGGAAUGAACUAUGCUGAAGCCCUCCUGCAUAGAUUUGGAAUACUUGGGCCUGAUGGAGCUCCUGGGACGGGUCUUUGUAAAGGGUUGGAAAACUUACAAAAAGGACCAUUGUCAAAACUUUUUAAGGCAACUCCUCUCAUUGUUGAUAAUUCAGAAGAUGUUGGAAGUAUGAGAGAAGGGAAAGAAAUCAGUUUUCCUCAAUUGAAGAAGCCUGAUGAUGUGGAUGUAACUAUAGAAUUGAGAGACUGGUUAUUUGCCCUUGAAGAUGCACAAGAGACAGCUGAAAGAUGGUGGUUCUCAAGCCAUGUAGAUGAAGGCAGAGAAGAGAGGAGUUGGCAUGCAUCUUUCCAUGGUUUGCGAGUAAAUGCAAAAAGUAGCCCAACGGAUGUUCCAGGUGGAAAAGGACAAUUGCGAAGAAUAAAACAACAUCCAGUAGAAUUGAUUACACACUUGCAGGUUGGAAUUCAAGGUCUGCAAAUCUUGAAGCCACAUUUGCAAAAAGACAUUCCUUCAUCAACGCUAAUUGCAAAUGGGGGUAAAGGAUUCACCAACACAGUUGGAGGAAUUGGUGUUGAAGUUCGCUUGAUAUUAGGUGGGGAGAAUGUCGAUGAUGAAAUGGUCAAUUGGGAAGUGGAAAACCUAAAAUUCUCUGUUAAACAACCGAUUGAGGCAGUUGUAACCAAGGAUGAGGUUCAGCACCUCACUUUUCUGUGCAAAUCUGAAAUUGACUCAAUUGGCCGGAUAACUGCUGGAAUUAUACGGUUGCUGAAGUUAGAAGGUUCUGUUGGUCAGUCUGUAAUAGACCAACUCGGCCACCUAGGAAGUGAAGGCAUUGAUAAGAUUUUCUCUUCUGAAAAGUACAGUAGAGACGGAAGUGUUGGUAGUAGAGGACUUUCUCCAUUGCCAAAUCUCAUCAUAAAUGAGGAAUCACACAAAACUUCAGAACAAACAUUGACUUUGCUUGAGGAAGCACUUACGGAUUCACAGGCUAAACUUAAUGAUUUAAUCAGUGAUAUUGGUACUUCAGAGUCUUCCUCUCAACACCUUACCAUCGUCCAACUCAGUCAAAAUAUAGAGACUAUGCACGACUUGUUGAUGCAAUUACGGAAUCAAAUUUGAGGUUCCUCUCUGCCGUUUUUGCUGUAUAUUUGUAAUCAAAAAGUUUUUUCAUUCACAUAAUAGGUUACAAUAUUGUGUAUAUAGGAUACAAACCUUUGUUGAGUGUUUGUACAAGCUAGGCAGCUGCCAUGGCUCUUCAUUGAUGUAACAAAAUUUUGUUCCCUUGAGCGAAAAAUGCAAUCAAAUAGUUGAGAU
This is a messenger RNA of Glycine soja, 4191 nucleotides long. RefSeq lists its product as uncharacterized. The transcript is spliced from 20 exons. The record is from RefSeq and is a predicted model, not a curated record. The coding region runs from base 337 to 3996 and encodes 1219 amino acids. NCBI's taxonomy places the organism in Eukaryota, Viridiplantae, Streptophyta, Magnoliopsida, Fabales, Fabaceae.